Messenger RNA from Silurus meridionalis, 2407 nucleotides. It is a transcript of the gene glyctk, whose product is annotated as glycerate kinase. The transcript is spliced from 5 exons. NCBI's taxonomy places the organism in Eukaryota, Metazoa, Chordata, Actinopteri, Siluriformes, Siluridae. Bases 141 to 1694 code for a protein of 517 amino acids. Gene Ontology annotation, biological process: protein phosphorylation. The record is from RefSeq and is a predicted model, not a curated record. Gene Ontology annotation, cellular component: cytoplasm. Gene Ontology annotation, molecular function: glycerate kinase activity.
ACACAGUAAACAGGUUUAGUGCAGUCAGACCCAGCAUGAUACAUUGAACUGUUUGAGUUCAGAGUAAGCGUCAAUAUUCUUUACUCCAGGAAGUGCUGGAGGAUUCAGUUCCUGGGGAGUGUGGAUGAAUUGAUUGGUCCAUGGCCCAACUCCUAACACUCUCUCACUGUGUUCUCUACUGGAGACCUCGAUGGGUCAGAAGCAUGUGUUCAUUAGAAGAGCGAGCUCGUGUCGUCUUUGCUGCCGCUUUGGAGGGAGUGCAGCCAGACAGUGUGGUGCGCAGAGCAUUAAAGCGACAGGGUGAUGAACUGGUGGUGGCUGAGCACAGAUUCAAGCUCUGUCAUAACCUUCAUCUGGUAGGAUUUGGAAAGGCUGUGCUGGGGAUGGCUGCAGAGGCAGAGAGGAUUGUGGGAGAUCACCUGGUUCAAGGGCUAGUUAGCGUGCCUCAUGGAAUUCAGGAAACGCUGCAAUGUCAUAGGAAGCUGAAUAUGUUGCUAGACCGCAACAGUAAAAUCAAAGUGAUGGAAGGAGCUAAACAUAACCUACCAGACACAGAUGCCCAAAGAUCAGCCGAAAGCAUCCGUGAACUCGCCAGCAAACUCACUGAGAGCGAUCUGCUGCUUGUCCUUAUCUCAGGUGGUGGCUCUGCAUUACUACCUGCUCCAGUUCCACCAGUAACCCUACAGGAAAAACAGGAAUUGACACGUCGCCUAGCUGCUGCAGGGGCCACAAUUCAGGAGUUAAACAUAGUGAGGCGAGCCCUGUCACUUUUGAAAGGUGGAGGCCUGGCACUUUGUGCAUUCCCUGCCCAGGUAGUGGGGCUGAUUCUAUCUGACAUCAUUGGAGAUCCAGUAGAUCUCAUAGCCAGCGGACCAACAGUACAGGGGGAGACAUCACUGGAUGAAGUUUGGGCCAUCCUGAACCGCUAUGAGCUUUCUGCUGCUCUUCCGUCAUCUGUGAAAGAGGUUCUGAAUGAAAUCCAGCACAGAGGCAAGCUAAAGGAUCAUCCACACCAAGUCAAAAUUCUCAACACUGUGAUUGGCUCCAAUGCUAUUGCCCUGCAGUGUGCCAGCCAUAAAGCAAAGGAGUUAGGCCUUCGACCACUUAUUCUAUCUCCAGGGGUGUGUGGUAAUGUCCAAGAUGUUGCCAAACUCUAUGGCUUGCUGUCUCGCUUUGCUUGUUCUCCAAAGACAGAGUCUUCAGAGCUCAGAGAUCAGAUUCUCAAACUGGGGCCAGAGGUUGGGGUGGGGAGCUUGGAACUUAGUUGCACAAUGAAACAUUUGAAAGAGGCUCAACAGGAAAGGUGGCAUGCCACAUGCCUGCUGGCUGGAGGUGAACCCACUGUCCAGCUACUGGGGAAAGGCAGAGGUGGAAGGAAUCAAGAGCUAGCCCUGAGGGUGGGGCUUGAGCUCAGCAGGGCAGCAGAUGGAACCAAAACUGUAUUCCUCAGCGGUGGAACCGAUGGCCAGGAUGGCCCUACUGAAGCAGCUGGUGCAGUUUGUGAUGGAAACAUAGAAGCAGAGGCCAAAAGUCAGGGACUGGACAUUGACAGAUUUCUUCGCAACAAUGAUUCAUUUACAUUUUUUUCAUCUCUUUUUAAGGGGCAAAAGUUGCUCCUGCCAGGACUCACAGGUACCAAUGUAAUGGAUGUUCACAUAAUGAUCCUGCCUCCACCACGACCACCACCAAAGUAACUUAUCCAAAAAAAAUGUAUUGGGAAAACAGAUAAAGCAUAAAAAAAAUAGAUGUGUCUAUUAGGACUAAGAGUUCCAUUGUGAUGAGAUGUUAUUGUAUAUUGUAGAAAAUUCAACACAUAUUACACAUUUUAAGUGUAUAUAUUCUGUAUAAUUGCGCUAAGACAAAUUGUAAAUGCACAAAAUUAUACUCUAAUAGUUACCAAUAGGGCUGCAACUAAUGAUUAUUUUGAUAAUCGAUUAGUCGGAUGAUUUUUUAUUUUUGUAACUUAUAUGUUUUGCUUAUUAUAAAAACCUAAUUCACGGUAUUCAUGUAUAAAAGUAUACUUAAAAAAUGCAAAAGUCACAUAGUGAGUUUAACUUACUUUUAUUUAAACAUGUUAAAGCUUAUAGUGGCUGCUUGUUGAAGAGUGCAUGGGGGUUUUCUUUGAACGAAUUCCUAAAUGAGUCUUGUAUAAUAAUUUAAUUAUAUAUACAUAAAUGAAACAUACAAACAUUAAAAACAAGCAUUUGAACAUAGUAAAGCCGCAGUAAAUUACAUUUAAAAACAGAUAAGUUAACUGUUGUUGUAGACAAAUGCUAUAAAAAGAGAAUGAAACGGAGAAAUGCAGCAAACUAACAAGCAUGAUUAAAAAAAAUUGUGUCCAAACUUUUGGUCUGUACUGUAUAUAUAUUAUAUAUACAGUACAGACCAAAAGUUUAUAUAUAUUAUA